Dibothriocephalus latus is the source of this 1071-nucleotide messenger RNA. The record is from the annotation of a GenBank genome assembly. Lineage: Eukaryota; Metazoa; Platyhelminthes; Cestoda; Diphyllobothriidea; Diphyllobothriidae.
AUGGAUCAACUCACCGGAAAUGAAUCGCAUCUGGAAGAGGAUCAUGCAUGCGCAGGUUGCGGACUCUUCAACGACAGUAGCAGCUCGCAAAUACUCGCCUUGGUGCCUCUCUCCACCGGGCUUGCUGGCGCUUUAGGAAAUAUAGGCGUUCUAGUCAUUCUGCUCUCCACCUCUUCUCUUCAGCCCUUUCAGCACCCCAGCAACCAACCCCUAUUCAUGCUGAGCCUUGGCUUCUCAGACCUAGCCUCCGCUCUCUGUUUUCUCUUCUUUAAUACCCGCUAUGCUCUGCUGGGUCGCGGACCGGCAAAUCGCUGGGAGCUGGAUAUCGGCGCUGGUCUGCUCUACUGCCUCCUCAAUAUCAGUCUCUUCAGCACUAUCUGUAUCGGGCUGGACAAACUGGUCCACGUGACCAAACCGUUUGCCUACGCAAACUACUGGACACCCCGGAGGUGCGCCGGAUUCAUCAUCGGCUACUGGCUCCUCUCGCCCAUCCCGGCCAUCUUACCCUCGCAACUGGCCGCCAUUCCACACUACUUUUACAAGUUUGACAGUGGUACGCUCACCUUCCUGACCGUCCACGACUCCAAGGUCUCCACCCUCUUCGUUUGGCGGGCCGUCCUCUUCCUCUUUCUGGUCCUCCUCUUCCUAAUCGGCUAUCUGGGUCUGUGCAUAAUUAUUCGACGGUUUACCACACCGCCCGUACUGUUGUCACGGGAAAGCUCUAGACCUCAUCCACCUCAGCCACCACAGCCACAUUCCUCCGGCAUCGAGAAAGAUACAUGCGUGUACAGUCGAAAGGCCCUGGCGCAGCGACCCUCAGUCAGCCUGAAAGGUACAAAAACCAUCGGCCUGGUCAUUAUGGCCUUCUCUAUGCUGUGGUUUCCGUACUUUGUGUUUCUCCUGAUGGACGCCUACCAGGUCACCCUUGCGGCACAGGAUCCUCGGGCUAGAAGGAACGAACUGAGCGUUUGUGCCAUCAGCCGACGGGUUAAGCAGAUCAACGGCAAAUAUUACAAUUCCGAGAGCACCAGCGUCACGGACACAGAUCAGGAUAACAGUCUUGCGAGCUGA